AAUAAAAUCAUUUAAAACUUAAAACGUAAACACUAAAGUGACUAAACAGUUACUAAAGUAAAAAUGAAAAAUUUCAUGGGAUUACGUUGAAAUAAGUUUAUGAAUGAGAUAAUUAUGAGUUCUUGAAUAGAAAGGACUUAGUUUUAUGUUGGAACUGUAAUAUGUUUGACUGAUUUCUCAAGCGGGAGCUGGGUGGAAGCAGGAAGUUUUCAGUGUACUUUUCGUUGUGGACUCGCUCCUUCAUUACCAGGCUAACACCAGUCAUUAUUCCUUCGGCAUAAUUGGCGAAAGCAAUCUGUAAUCAUGUUUGGUGGGCGAGCAGCAUCUCUUUUCAAACCGCGGUUUUUCACUGCGCCCGCAGUUCGCUCGAAAUCGGAUGUUUCUACCACAGUGAUUCCGGAGGCCCCUACCACAAUUGCACUGCAGGAUAAAGAUCGCAUUGACCUAACAAAAAAUAAGGCUCCAGAAGAGUUGCUGGAAGACGUAAAGACACAUACAGGACAGAAGUGGGACAAAGGCGAUUACAGACUGGUCCGGUUCGUUAAUUUCCCAAAACUGGUUAACACGCGUCGGGCCAUAGAUUUAAUUCACGAGGUGCCUCCUACGCCAGUUCAUGGAUCACGUACAUUUUGUGACGGUGGUGGCGGACCUUUAGGCCAUCCUAAAGUGUACAUUAAUGUUGAUAAACCGGGAAACCACGCUUGCGGUUACUGUGGACUGCGAUUUUUCAAAAGCGAAGACCAUCAUCAUUAAUCGGGAGUGGAUGCUCCCAGCCUGUCAGUUGUGCAAUAGCGGUUUAGCCUGCUAUAUUCUGUUUCGCUUUCACAUACGUAACGUGCACCGAGUUUUAUUUUAAGCGUAGAUAGUGUGCAGGAAAGCCAGUCGGUGAGAUGUAUUAACGAAACAUGAAAGGCAUAAUAAUGCCAAAUUUGCGCAUUUACAAAUUCUUUGGGUUUAGAACUGUACAUAACUACAGACUGCAGUGAUACAGAGUUAUCUAUCUUGAAUAAAAGGAUGAGACAAAGCAUCACUCAAGGAA
Molecule: messenger RNA, 1039 nt
Organism: Paramacrobiotus metropolitanus
Lineage: Eukaryota; Metazoa; Tardigrada; Eutardigrada; Parachela; Macrobiotidae
Product: NADH dehydrogenase [ubiquinone] iron-sulfur protein 6, mitochondrial-like
Exons: 5
Coding region: 304-753 (149 amino acids)
Biological process (GO): mitochondrial electron transport, NADH to ubiquinone
Source: RefSeq, a predicted model, not a curated record